Molecule: messenger RNA, 2008 nt
Organism: Gilbertella persicaria
Lineage: Eukaryota; Fungi; Mucoromycota; Mucoromycetes; Mucorales; Choanephoraceae
Exons: 2
Coding region: 11-1987 (658 amino acids)
Cellular component (GO): SBF transcription complex; MBF transcription complex
Molecular function (GO): DNA binding; transcription regulator activity; protein binding
Source: RefSeq, a predicted model, not a curated record
CUUCUUUGUUAUGGUAGACUAUUCACAAAUAUUUCAAGCAACAUAUUCAGGUGUACCUGUUUAUGAAAUGAUAUGUAAAGGUGUUGCUGUCAUGCGUAGAAAGUCAGACUCGUAUCUGAAUGCGACUCAGAUUCUUAAAGUGGCUGAUUUUGAUAAACCUCAACGGACACGUAUUUUGGAAAGAGAAGUCCAGAUUGGUCAACAUGAGAAAGUACAGGGUGGUUAUGGCAAAUACCAAGGCACUUGGGUUCCUUAUGAACGAGGAAAAGCACUGGCUGAACUCUAUGGUGUAGAUAAAGUAUUAGCGCCCAUCUUGGAAUUUGUCAAGGGCGAUCAAAGUCCUCCAUUGGCACCUAAACAUGCCACAGCAGCCACAGCAAAACCACGUAAACCACGAGAGACGCGUGUCAGGAAGCGCGUGAAGCCUUUAGAAGAUGAAUUUACAUCGGAUAUCGAGACCCAUGCAUCGACAGAUGAUGUGCCUGCCAAACGUCCUCGUACACGACCUUCUGGUCUAAGAGAGAAACCACCCAAAUCAAGAAAAUCAGAAUUAUUAUCUGAAGAUGAACAUGUCUCUGAAAAGCUAUUCGCACAAGAGGAACAACAACAACAACAACAACAAGAAGAAGAAGACAACGACAUGGAAGAAGAGGAAGAGGAAGAAGAAGAAGAAAUGAGAAAAGAUCAUCUUGAACCAGAUUCUGAAAAGACAUUUGCUCAACGAUUAUUGAACUAUUUCAUGUCUGAAAAGACAAGCAUUCCAGCCUUAAUUGCUCGACCACCUAAAGACAUGGAUAUCAAUGUGAUUAUUGAUGAUGAAGGCCAUACCAGUCUUCAUUGGGCUGCUGCCAUGGCACGUAUUAAAGCAGUCAAACUCUUGAUUGAAAAUGGAGCUGAUAUCUAUCGUGUGAAUUACAAGGGACAGACAGCCUUAAUGCGGUCUGUGUUGUUUACGAAUAACUUUGACUUGAAGACGUUUGAUAGUCUGCUUGAUUUAUUGCGUACCACUAUUUUCAAUAUCGAUAAACGAGACCAGACUGUAUUUCAUCAUACGGCAGCCAUGUCAGACUGGAAAGGCAAGAUUUAUGCUUCAAGGUAUUAUAUGGAAUGUCUGAUCAACAAACUCAAGCAUAAUCAGUCUGAAUUGAUUUCAAUCCUAAAUGUUCAAGAUACCCAUGGUGAUACAGCCUUGACGAUUGCUGCCAAGAUUGGCAAUCGAAGGUUAAUCAAACUCUUGAUUGAUGCUGGUGCAAGUACAGAGAUUGUGAAUGAAGAAGGCAUGACUCCCCGAGAUUAUUAUACAGACAUGGAGAAAUCAGUCGUAACUCGCCCUACACCUCCUAUCCCAUCCUCCUCACCGAGUGAAGACACAGGCAGUAUGAUGAAUGAAUCAGACACACGCGAAGUAUUACGUGCGCGUGUGGAAGCCAUGUUUAAGAAUGUGACGCAUGAUACUCCCUCAAUCUCUAAAGUGUUUGAUGACUUUGCAGAGAGUUAUGAGCGCGAUUUAGUCAACAGAGAAAAGCAGUUGGAUAAGAAGCGUGUCGAACUUGAUUUACAUAUGAAACGACUUGAAGAAACACGGCGAGUGAUGGACACCAUUCAGUCUACAGAAGCACAGACAUUGAUUGAACAGAUAGAACAACACAAUACAGGCUUAGAACACAAGUAUCGACACUGGCUCAAGUUUCUUCAAAAGCAUCAAUUGAUGGCAUUCUAUCAGGACCAUUCUAUUCCCUCACCUUCUUGUUCUAUGCAAGAAUUAAAGCUCUUUUCAGACCAACUGGAGCAAUUAAAAGCAGCCAGGAAACAAAAGACAGAGCGAUUGAUUGAGUUACAGUGUCGUGUGCCACCCAAGAAAUACCAAGAAUAUAAACGAUUGAUUUCUACUUGUUGUAAUGUAGCUUAUGAAAACGUCGAUUUAAUGCUGGGGCCACUUUUAGCUUCAUUUGAACAAGAACAACAGACGAUGUCACCUAUUGAAUAAAUUUUUAUCUUUCUUUUUUCU